Molecule: messenger RNA, 442 nt
Organism: Chionomys nivalis (European snow vole)
Lineage: Eukaryota; Metazoa; Chordata; Mammalia; Rodentia; Cricetidae
Product: centromere protein W-like
Exons: 1
Coding region: 1-435 (144 amino acids)
Biological process (GO): chromosome segregation; mitotic cell cycle; kinetochore assembly
Cellular component (GO): nucleoplasm; kinetochore
Molecular function (GO): protein heterodimerization activity; DNA binding
Source: RefSeq, a predicted model, not a curated record
AUGGCUAAAAGAAAGGUUCAGGCGGCAGAUUCAAACCGAGUGCCGGUCCUGGGGUCUGGGAGGAAAGUCGUUGUGUUCUCCUGGGUGAGGUCGUCCCGCAGUCCCUCGGCCGCUGAGCCGUCCGUCCGCCGCGGGAGGCCGGACUGCGGCAAGCGAGCGCGACCAGCCGCGGAGGUGGCGCUCUCUACCACCAUCUCGCAGCGAAUCAAGCGCAAGGCGCCCCGUGCCUUCCUCAGGCGCACCUUCAAGCAGAAGAAGCUGUACCUUCGUCUGGAGACCGGCUGCGACCUCCUGAUUCAUUUGAACUUCUUACUCUUUGUGCAUCUAUUGGCAGAAGAGUCCAGGACAAAUGCCUGUGAAAGUAAAUCUAAAGUUAUCAAAAAGGAUCAUGUACUGGCUGCAGCAAAGCUAAUUCUGAAGAAGAGCAGAGGUUAGAAGUCAA